CUCCCACUAGAUAAUACUGCAGACCUGACUGUGGUAAUUCAGCCAUUUGUAACACAAGAAACAAUUAACCAUGCAGAUCUUUGUAAAAACACUCACUGGCAAGACCAUUACCCUAGAGGUGGAGUCCAGUGACACUAUUGAGAAUGUUAAAUGCAAAAUCCAAGAUAAAGAAGGCAUCCCACCGGACCAGCAGAGGUUAAUCUUUGCAGGAAAGCAGCUGGAAGAUGGACGGUCUCUUUGUGACUACAAUAUUCAGAAGGAAUCAACGCUACACCUUGUUCUUCGACUGAGAGGUGGUAUGCAGAUCUUUGUAAAAACCCUAACUGGCAAGACCAUCACCCUAGAAGUAGAAGCCAGUGACACCAUUGAUAAUGUUAAAUGCAAAAUCCAAGACAAAGAAGGCAUUCCACCAGAUCAGCAAAGGUUGAUAUUUGCUGGAAAGCAGUUGGAAGAUGGUCGUACACUUUCUGACUACAACAUCCAGAAAGAAUCCACCCUGCACCUUGUACUCCGACUAAGAGGUGGUAUGCAGAUAUUUGUAAAAACACUAACUGGCAAGACCAUCACACUAGAGGUAGAGCCCAAUGACACUAUUGAUAAUGUUAAAUGUAAAAUCCAAGAUAAAGAAGGCAUCCCACCAGAUCAACAAAGGUUAAUCUUUGCAGGAAAGCAGUUGGAAGAUGGACGCACCCUUUCUGACUACAACAUCCAGAAAGAAUCCACCCUGCACCUUGUACUUCGUCUGAGAGGUGGUAUGCAGAUCUUUGUGAAAACACUGACUGGCAAGACCAUCACCCUAGAGGUAGAAGCCAGUGACACUAUUGAUAAUUGUAAAAGCAAAAUCCAAGAUAAAGAAGGCAUCCCACCUGAUCAACAAAGGUUAAUCUUUGCAGGAAAGCAGUUGGAAGAUGGACGCACCCUUUCUGACUACAACAUCCAGAAAGAAUCCACCCUGCACCUUGUACUUCGUCUGAGAGGUGGUAUGCAGAUCUUUGUAAAAACCCUGACUGGCAAGACCAUCACCCUAGAGGUAGAAGCCAGUGACACUAUUGAUAAUGUUAAAUGUAAAAUCCAAGAUAAAGAAGGCAUCCCACCAGAUCAACAAAGGUUAAUCUUUGCAGGAAAGCAGUUGGAAGAUGGACGCACCCUUUCGGACUACAACAUCCAGAAAGAAUCCACCCUGCACCUUGUACUUCGUCUGAGAGGUGGUAUGCAGAUCUUUGUGAAAACACUGACUGGCAAGACCAUCACCCUAGAGGUAGAAGCCAGUGACACUAUUGAUAAUGUUAAAUGUAAAAUCCAAGAUAAAGAAGGCAUCCCACCAGAUCAACAAAGGUUAAUCUUUGCAGGAAAGCAGUUGGAAGAUGGGCGCACCCUUUCUGACUACAACAUCCAGAAAGAAUCCACCCUGCACCUUGUACUUCGUCUGAGAGGUGGUGUGUAGGUCUUUGGGAAAUCCCUGACUGGCAAGACCAUCACACUAGAGGUAGAACCCAGUGACACUAUUGAUAAUGUUAAAUGUAAAAUCCAAGAUAAAGAAGGCAUCCCACCAGAUCAGCAAAGGUUAAUCUUUGCAGGAAAGCAGUUGGAAGAUGGACGCACCCUUUCUGACUACAACAUCCAGAAAGAAUCCACCCUGCACCUUCGUCUGAGAGGUGGUAUGUAGGUCUUUGGGAAAUCCCUAACAGCCACAACAGUAAAUUAGAAACUAAGAAUUUUGUCAGUACAAAAAAUGUUAUAUGCAAAAUUUAAAAUAAAGAAGAUGAUCCACCAGACCAUAAGAUGGAUCUUUACUGGGAAGCAACAUGAAGAUGGCCACACCCUUUUGGAAUGUAACAUCCAGACAAAUGCAAACUUCAUCUUGUACUUUGGUUUAGUGGGGAACUACUAAAGAGUCAUUACUGAUUGGACAUCAAUAAAAUAAAAUAUCUGUGAAGUUAUAUCAUAUAUAAUAAAUAAUUUUAGUGUGUCAUCUAAA
Molecule: messenger RNA, 1978 nt
Organism: Bombina bombina (fire-bellied toad)
Lineage: Eukaryota; Metazoa; Chordata; Amphibia; Anura; Bombinatoridae
Gene: UBB
Product: ubiquitin B
Exons: 2
Coding region: 71-1444 (457 amino acids)
Biological process (GO): protein ubiquitination; modification-dependent protein catabolic process
Cellular component (GO): cytoplasm; nucleus
Molecular function (GO): protein tag activity; ubiquitin protein ligase binding
Source: RefSeq, a predicted model, not a curated record